CCAUUUAAUUAAGAUCUGCUUUGGCUUGGCUUAAAUCAGUACUCUGUAAUUGAUUUGUGCUGCAGCCGCCAUUGAUACCACUAGUCCUAGAAAGGCUCUUUAUGAAAAUAUGCUGGUGGAGCUCCCCUUUGCUAGUUUUUUCCUCUCAAAGUUACUGGGGACGAGUGCUGAUGUUGACAUUCAUCAUUUAGCUUCGUUAGAUCCAGAGAUGUACAAGAAUUUGCUUUUCCUCAAGAGCUAUGAAGGGGAUGUGGAAGAACUUGGACUGAACUUCACUGUGGUAAAUAACGACCUUGGGGAAGCACAGGUGGUUGAGCUGAAGCCGGGUGGAAAAGAUAUCCCUGUGACCAGUGCUAACCGCAUCGCAUACAUCCAUCUGGUGGCAGACUACAGGUUAAACAAGCAAAUCCGGCAGCAUUGCCUCGCGUUCCGCCAGGGGCUGGCCAACGUGGUCAACCUGGAAUGGCUUCGAAUGUUUGAUCAACAGGAAAUACAGGUUUUGAUAUCUGGUGCCCAGGUUCCUAUUAGUUUGGAUGAUCUUAAAUCUUUCACAAACUAUUCAGGUGGCUAUGCAGCAGAUCAUCCUGUGAUAAAAAUAUUUUGGAGGGUUGUGGAAAGCUUCACGGAUGAAGAGAAACGCAAACUGCUCAAGUUUGUAACGAGCUGCUCUCGACCGCCUCUUCUGGGGUUUAAGGAGUUGUAUCCUGCAUUUUGCAUCCACAAUGGGGGAUCGGAUUUAGACAGGCUACCCACUGCCAGUACCUGCAUGAACUUGCUGAAGCUUCCCGAGUUUUAUGAUGAAAAUCUUAUGCGGAGCAAGCUGCUUUACGCCAUCGAAUGUGCUGCUGGCUUUGAACUGAGCUGAGUUGAACUGCUGCUCGUGCGGCCGACCUGCAGAGGAGCUAACAGUGCCUACUCCACACGCAGCACCAAGCAGUUCUAAGGGAAUUCUGCCUAGAUUUCUGCAGCUCUUGGGUCUUAUCAGAUGCCCUCAAAUAGGUUUCAUUUUUAAACACAAUUUGUUAGGUAGCUUUCAUUGAUUAAUAUUACAUUGACACUGCUUUAUGAUUCAACUAAUGAAUGCUGUGUGCAGUGUGGCUGUUUUCUGUGUUUAGGCGAAGGAAGAGCACAUUUAAAGAACAGUGACAUCUCAGUAAAGUUAACCAAAGAUGAAGCUUUGGCUUUGUGCUGUUGAAAUAUAAAUAACUUCACAAACUGGCAAUAAAGUUGUGUACCAUGCAGCACGCUGGGAAGAGACAGGGCUAACACCCUGUAAUUAAUCUUUUAGAUGGAAGUGGAAGCGGAGCAGAUGGAGCUUGCAGAUCUCCCAGAACUGAGGUUGAAAACGCUCGUUACUGAUAACCCAACAUCUUUACUUCCGUGGUAGAGUUGUUUACAAACUGUAGUUGUUGCAAUUAAGUCAGAACUGAUUAUCAUUAUUUUGUACUGCCUUCCCUCAGAAUGGUAGGCACUGAGAUAAAAACUGUUAUAAACAAUCUUUUAUUUGUGCUUUCUGAAAUACCUUUGAGAAAUCGGGUUCGCAUGCUUGUUUUGAGUUCAACCUUUGGCUGCAUCAUUAUCACUUGAACACUGUCGUAAAUGGAUGGGACUGUCCAUGUUCUCUCUGUUCUGUUUUGUCUUCUUGCCUGUACAGGGUUUUUUGUUUUGUUUUUUAAUGUGUCAGACUCCUAUUGCAUACCCAAUACAUACAGAAGUCAUGACUUUGGAAAAAUUAUACAUGUAACAACUAUUAAAAUGAUUUAAAC
Messenger RNA from Tinamus guttatus (white-throated tinamou), 1766 nucleotides. NCBI's taxonomy places the organism in Eukaryota, Metazoa, Chordata, Aves, Tinamiformes, Tinamidae. The record is from RefSeq and is a predicted model, not a curated record.